CCAGCGAUAAUUCUUUUAUUUCUACGCGUGUCUUCGAAAUGGAUGGACGCGUCGUUUUGCUCAUUGUCCUUUUAUCUUACGCGUUAAUAAAUUUCGUAAACGCAGAUGUGAUUAGACGGAAGAGAAUUGUUGGUGGUAUUGCGGCCGUGAAGCCUCCCGAGGAUGAUCCAGUAGUUUUUGUGAAUAGAAACGAUCGACAUGCACGUAUUAUCGGCAUUCGCGAUCCUGACAAAGGGUUCUAUGUUUUUCGCGGAAUCAGAUUUGGACAGCCACCAGUCGGUCGAGCUAGAUUCCAGCGAGCCUCGCCCGUAUAUCUCGAAGGGGAAUACAACGCCACUACGUGGGGGUCUCCUUGUCCUCAGCCCAGUCACAAUGAAACUGGUAAAAUAAUUGGAAGCGAAGAUUGCCUCUUUCUGAAUAUCUUCACUCCAUCGCUUCCGGAUUCCAGCAACGGUUAUCCUGUCCUCGUAUGGAUUCACGGAGGUGGUUUUAGAAGAGGUUCAGCGUGUCAAUACGAAAUGAGACACCUGAUUAGAAAGAAGCUGGUCGUCGUGUCUAUCCAGUACAGAUUAGGAACAUUGGGAUUUCUGAGUACAGGUACACAGGAAAUGCCGGGAAACAACGGUAUGCUCGACAUGGUGCUGGCUAUCGACUGGGUGAAGGAUUACAUACAUUUCUUCGGUGGUGAUCCGAACAAGACAAUAGCCUUCGGUCACGGCACCGGCGCCAGUUCUGCUAUGAUGCUGGCGUUAUCAAAAUUUUGUGAAAAUCGCUUCCACGGUUUGAUCGCGAUGUCUGGCUCCAUUUUAUCUCACUUCGCUAUCGAUAAGGAUCCCUCUGCAACAGCUAGGCACAUAGCACGUAAAAACGACUGUCCGACGAACGACAUACGGAGAAUGGUGGACUGUCUGCGAGAACUGCCGGUGGAAAAAUUGAUCAGCGUCGAUUCCGAAUUGGAAAACAUUCGCACAACUGCCCGAGGCUUUGUCUCCGGCCUAGCCAAUCUACUAGGACCUGGUCCCGUCAUAGAAGGCUCUAACGACGGGAGGUCGCUUCCGAAUUUCAUGACCGCAUCGCCAGAGGAUUCUCUAAAACUUGGCAAUUUUCCGUCUAUACCGCUAUUAACAGGAGUCAUGAAGGAUGAAACGGGAGGUGCCAUUCUCGGUCAAUAUAAAGAUGAAGUGCAAAACAAACUGCGCACGGUCCCAGAUUAUUUGACCAAAGACUUUAUACCAUAUUUGCAAGGAACUAUUCCAAAUAUGCAGAACGGAUCGCGGUUUAUCCCGCAAGCUUUUCGCAGCUAUUUCGACACAUUCCAAGGCGACGACACUUCGAAUACCGUUGAGAAAGUCGCAGAAGCUUUGGGCGAUUCUCUCUACAACGCUCCCGCUUUUCUGACUGUCGAUCGCUGGUCUAAAAAUGCAAAAGCAUUUUUAUACACCUUCGAUCACAAAGGAAAAAGAAACUAUGGCAAAGAUUUUCUUACCGGACUACCAAUUGUCGACGCUAAACGAGCCUUGGAUGGCAAUAUGAAUCAUGGCGACGAUCUAGGAUUCAUCUUUAAUCGAAACACAAUUACCGGCGAGAGAGUUAGAGAUAGCAAAGAGCUAGACGAAGCGGAUGAACGUGUAACUGAUAUUUUUACAGAUAUGAUAGCAAAUUUCGCAAGAAGUGGCACAAUUAGCGUAUCUCCUACAAGCUCGAAUGACAGCGUAUGGAGGCCAGAUAUAAUUCCCACAUUCUCCGGUGACACAAAUUCCUUCGUCAGUAUCACGACUUCUCCGAAAAGAAUGAAUAACUUUAGAUACUGUGAAAUGGGAUUGUGGACAGUUGUACCAGAACGAUUACAAUCAUCGACAUGCAGUCUGUACAAAGUACCUCUCCAAUUAAUAAACCAAGGUGCCAAAGAAACGAUAUCUGUAAUUCAAAAUCCUUUGGACAAGUUCAACAAAUUUGUUCCCAAGUCUGGUCUCAAUAUCGCAAGCCAAUCGACAGAUCAGAAUAUCGAAAAACCGAAGAAAAAUGAUACAAUGGAUCGAAAAACAAAUAGUAGAUUACCAAAGGUACCUAUACUGAAGGUACCAUUCGCUGGUUAAGAUAUUUACAAUACAUUUUUACUUUAUGUGUAUUUUUAUUGCAAAAGUAUUUAAAAUAAAAGCAUUUAAUCGUUUGA
Solenopsis invicta (red fire ant) is the source of this 2173-nucleotide messenger RNA. RefSeq names its product cocaine esterase. The transcript is spliced from 7 exons. The coding region runs from base 39 to 2096 and encodes 685 amino acids. Lineage: Eukaryota; Metazoa; Arthropoda; Insecta; Hymenoptera; Formicidae. The record is from RefSeq and is a predicted model, not a curated record.